UGAUAGACUUUCAUCAGAAAUAUCUAUGGAAUCAAUUACAAGAAGCACUGCUGAAUCUAUAACCAGUUUAACAGAUGAAUCGACCAAUGAUGGCAUUUCAGAAAUGCAACUAUUCUCCACAUCUUCGUUAGACGACUAUGAACUGUCAACACUAGAAGGGUCUAUUAUGCCAAUUAUAACAGCAAAAUCAGAGACUGCAAUUACAGCUGAAGAAACAACUGUGGAUUUCACUUAUGAACAAAGUACUGAUGAGGAACUAAAAUUAACAACGGAGCUGACAACAGAUUUUACAGAGAAAACUGAAAUGCCAACUGGAGGACUGGCUGAUCAAAUGACAACAGAAGUCACUGGAGAAUUGACAACAGAAUUUACAUCAGAAUUAACCACCAGCAUUGCAGAUACACUAACAGAACUUACGACAGAUUUGACAGAGGAAACUGAAUUGCCGACAUUUGGAGUAACUGAUCAAUUGACUACAGAGUUCACUGGAGGUUCAACUAUUCCUGAAGAAAUGGAAUUGACGACAACAUUUACAUCAGACUUAUCUACCAGUUUCACAGAAAUACCAACACAACUUACAACAGAUUUGACAGAGGAAACCGAAUUGCCAACUGUCGGAGUAACUGAUCAAUUGACUACAGAGUUCACUGGAGAUUCAACUAUUCCUGAAGAAAUGGAAUUGACGACAACAUUUACGUCAGACUUAUCUACCAGUUUCACAGAAAUACCAACACAACUUACAACAGAUUUGACAGAGGAAACCGAAUUGCCAACUGUCGGAGUAACUGAUCAAUUGACUACAGAGUUCACUGGAGAUUCAACUAUUCCUGAAGAAAUGGAAUUGACGACAACAUUUACAUCAGACUUAUCUACCAGUUUCACAGAAAUACCAACACAACUUACAACAGAUUUGACAGAGGAAACCGAAUUGCCAACUGUCGGAGUAACUGAUCAAUUGACUACAGAGUUCACUGGAGAUUCAACUAUUCCUGAAGAAAUGGAAUUGACGACAACAUUUACGUCAGACUUAUCUACCAGUUUCACAGAAAUACCAACACAACUUACAACAGAUUUGACAGAGGAAACCAAAAUGCCAACUGAUCAACUGACAACAGAGGAAACUGGAGUAUCUUCUACUCCUGAGGAAGUAUCUACCAGUUUCUCAGAAAUACCAACACCAUACACAACUGAUUCAUCUCAAGAUUUAACACAGGACACUGAAAUGCCAACUGCUGGAGUAACUGAUCAACUGACUACAGAGGUCCCUGGAGAAUCAACUAUUCCUGAAGAACUAGAACUGACAACACUAUUUACAUCAGAAAUACCAAGCAGUUUCACUGAAAUACCAACACAAUUUACAACAGAUUUGACAGAAGAAACAGAAAUGGCAACCAUUGGAGCAACUGAUCAAGUAACAACAGAGGUCACUGGAGAAGUAACUACACCUGAAGAAGAAGAACUGACCACAUCAUUUACAUCAGAAGUAUCUACCAGUUUCACAGAAAUACCAACACAAUUUACAACUGAUUCAUCAGAAGAUUCAACAGAAGAAACAGAAAUGCCAACUAUAGGAGUAACUAAUCAACUGACUACAGAGGUCACUGGAGAAUUAACUACUCAUGAGGAGCUAGAAUUGACAUCAGCAUUUACAUCAGAAGUAUCUACCAGUUUCACAGAAAUACCAACACAAUUUACAACUGAUUCAUUGGGAGAUUCAACUGAGGAAACUGAAAUGCCAACAGCAGGAGUGACUGAUCAAUCAACUACAGAGGUCACUGAAGAAUUAACUACUGCUGAAGAAGAAGAACUGACAACAGCAUUUACAUCAGAAGUAUCUACCAGUUUCACAGAUAUACCAACACAACCUACAACAGAUUUGAAAGAGGAAACAGAAAUGUCAACUCUUGGAGUGACUGAUCAAUUAACAACAGAGUUCACUGGAGAAGUAACUACUCCUGAAGAACUAGAAUUGACAACAUCAUUUACAUCAGAUUUAUCUACCAGUUUCACAAAUAUACCAACACAAUUUACAACUGACUCAUCUGAAGAUUCAACAGAAGAAACUGAAAUGACAACUUUUGCUGUAACUGAUCAACUGAUCACAAAGGUAACAGGAGAAUCAACUACUCCUGAAGGAGAAUUGACAACAGCUUUUACAUCAGAAGUAUCUACCAGUUUCACAGAAAUACCAACCCAAUUUACAACUGACUCAUUUGAAGAUUCAACAGAGCAAACCGAAAUGACAACUGUUGAAGUAACUGAUCAACUGACAACUGAGGUGACUGGAGAAGUAACUACUCCUGAAGAAGAACUGACAUCAUCAUUUACAUCAGAAGUAUCUACCACUUUCACAGAAAUACCAACACAAUAUCUAACUGACUCAUCUGAAGACUCAGAGGAAACUGAAAUGACAACCAAUGGUGUAACUGAUCAACUGACUACAGAGGUAACUGGAGAAUCCACUACUUCUGAAGAAGAAGAAUUGACAACAGCAUUUACAUCAGACGUAUCGACCGGUUUCACAGAAAUGCCAACACCAUUAACAACUGAUUUGACAGAGGAAACUGAAAUGUCAACUUUUGAUGUAACUGAUCAACUGACCACAGAAGUCACUGGAGAAGUAACUACUCCUGAAGAAGAACUGACAGCAUCAUUUACAUCAGAAGAAUCUACCAGUUUCACAGAAAUACCAACACAAUUUACAACUGAUUCAUCUGAAGAUUCAACUGAGGAAACUGAAAAGACAACUGUUGACGUAACUGAUCAACUGACUACAGAAGUAACUGGAGAAUUAACUAGUCCUGAAGGAGGAGAAUUGACAUCAGUAUUUACACCAGAAGUAUCUACCAGUUUUACAGAAAUACCAACACAAUUUACAACUGACUCAUCUGAAGACUCAACAGAGGAAACUGAAAUGACAACUGUUGAUGUAACUGAUCAACUGACAACCGAGGUAACUGGAGGAUCAACUACUCCUGAAGAAGAAUUGACAACAGCAUUUAUAUCAGAAGUUUCUACCAGUUUCACAGAAAUACCAACACAAUUUACAACUGACUCAUCUGAAGAUUCAACAGAGGAAACUGAAAUGACAACCAACAGUGUAACUAACCAACUGACUACAGAGGUAACUGGAGAAUUAACUACUCCUGAAGGAGAAUUGACAACAGCAUUUACAUCAGAUGUAUCGACCGGUUUCACAGAAAUACCAACACCAUUAACAACUGAUUUGACAGAGGAAACUGAAAUGUCAACUAUUGGAGUGACUGAUCAACUGACCACAGAAGUCACUGGAGAAGUAACAACUCCUGAAGAACUGACCACAUCAUUUACAUCAGAAGAAUCUACCAGUUUCACAGAAAUACCAACACAAUUUACAACUGAUUCAUCUGAAGAUUCAACAGAGGAAACCGAAAUGACAACUGUUGAAGUAACUGAUCAACUGACAACCGAGGUGACUGGAGAAGUAACUACUCCUGAAGAAGAACUGACAUCAUUUACAUCAGAAGUAUCUACCAGUUUCACAGAAAUACCAACACAAUUUACAACUGAUUCAUCUGAAGAUUCAACAGAGGAAACCGAAAUGACAACUGUUGAAGUAACUGAUCAACUGACAACCGAGGUGACUGGAGAAGUAACUACUCCUGAAGAAGAACUGACAUCAUUUACAUCAGAUGUUUCUACCAGUUUCACAGAAAUACCAACACAAUAUACAACUGACUCAUCUGAAGAUUCAACAGAGGAAACUGAAAUGACAACCAACGGUGUAACUAACCAACUGACUACAGAGGUAACUGGAGAAUUAACUACUCCUGAAGGAGAAUUGACAACAGCAUUUACAUCAGAUGUAUCGACCGGUUUCACAGAAAUACCAACACCAUUAACAACUGAUUUGACAGAGGAAACGGAAAUGUCAACUAUUGGAGUGACUGAUCAACUGACCACAGAAGUCACUGGAGAAGUAACAACUCCUGAAGAACUGACCACAUCAUUUACAUCAGAAGAAUCUACCAGUUUCACAGAAAUACCAACACAAUUUACAACUGAUUCAUCUGAAGAUUCAACAGAGGAAACCGAAAUGACAACUGUUGAAGAAACUGAUCAACUGACAACUGAGGUGACUGGAGAAGUAACUACUCCUGAAGAAGAACUGACAUCAUUUACAUCAGAAGUAUCUACCACUUUCACAGAAAUACCAACACAAUAUCUAACUGACUCAUCUGAAGACUCAGAGGAAACUGAAAUGACAACCAAUGGUGUAACUGAUCAACUGACUACAGAGGUAACUGGAGAAUCCACUACUUCUGAAGAAGAAGAAUUGACAACAGCAUUUACAUCAGACGUAUCGACCGGUUUCACAGAAAUGCCAACACCAUUAACAACUGAUUUGACAGAGGAAACUGAAAUGUCAACUUUUGAUGUAACUGAUCAACUGACCACAGAGGUCACUGGAGAAGUAACUACUCCUGAAGAAGAACUGACAGCAUCAUUUACAUCAGAAGUAUCUACCAGUUUCACAGAAAUACCAACACAAUUUACAACCGAUUCAUCUGAAGGUUCAACUGAGGAAACAGAAAAACCAACUGCAAUAGUAACUGAUCAACUGACUACAGAGGUAAUAGGAGAAUCAACUACACCUGAGGAACCAGAAUUGACAACAGCAUUUACAUCAGAAGUUUCUACCAGUUUCACAGAAAUACCAACACAAUUUACAACUGACUCGUCUGAAGAUUCAACAGAGGAAACUGAAAUGACAACCAACGGUGUAACUAACCAACUGACUACAGAGGUAACUGGAGAAUUAACUACUCCUGAAGGAGAAUUGACAACAGCAUUUACAUCAGAAGUAUCUACCAGUUUUACAGAAUUACCAACACCGUUAACAACUGAUUUGACAGAGGAAACUGAAAUGUCAACUAUUGGAGUGACUGAUCAACUGACCACAGAGGUCACUGGAGAAGUAACUACUCCUGAGGAAGAAGAACUGACAACAUCAUUUACAUCAGAAGUAUCUACCAGCAUCACAGUAAUAUCAACAAAAUAUAUGACAGAUUUGACAGAGGAAUCAGAAAUGCCGACUGAAGAGGUCACUGACGAAUUGACUACAGAAGUAACUGGAGAAUCAACUACUCCUGAGGAACUAGACUUGACAACAGCAUUUAAGACCGAUUUAACAGAGAACACUGAAAUGACAACUGGAGGAGUCACUGAUCAAUCAACUACAGAGGUCGCUGGAGAAUCAACAACUCCUGAGGAACUAGACUUGACAACAGCAUUUACAUCAGAAGUAUCUACCAGUAUUACGGAAAUACCAACUCCAUUUACAACAGAUUUAACAAAGGAAACUGAAAUGACAACUGAAGGCAUCACUGAUCAAUUGACUACAGAGGUCACCAGACAGCCAACUACUCCUGAGCAACUAGAUUUGACAACAGCAUUUACAUCAGAAGUAUCUACCAGUAUUACGGAAAUAUCAACUCCAUUUAUGACAGAUUUAACAGAGGAAACUGAAAUGACAACUGGAGGAGUCACUGAUCAAUCAACUACAGAGGUCGCUGGAGAAUCAACAACUCCUGAGGAACUAGACUUGACAACAGCAUUUACAUCAGAAGUAUCUACCAGUAUUACGGAAAUACCAACUCCAUUUACAACAGAUUUAACAAAGGAAACUGAAAUGACAACUGAAGGCGUCACUGAUCAAUUGACUACAGAGGUCACCAGACAGCCAACAACUCCUGAGCAACUAGAUUUGACAACAGCAUUUACAUCAGAAGUAUCUACCAGUAUUACGAAAAUAUCAACUCCAUUUAUGACAGAUUUAACAGAGAUGACAUCUGGAGCAGUCAGCGAUCAAUCAACUACAGAGUUUGCUGGAGAAUCAACUACUUCUGAGGAACUAGAAUUGACAACAGUACUUGCAUCAGAAGUACCAACAAGUGUAACAAAAAUAUCAACUUCAUUUACAACAGAUUUGGUAGAGGAAACUGAAAUUCCAACAACGGGAGUGACUGAUCAAUCAACUACAGAGAUCACAGGAGAAUUAACAACUCCUGAGGAACUAGACUUGACAACAGCUGUUACAUCAAAAAUAUUCACCAGUGUUACGGAAAAACCAACAACAUUUACAACAGAUGAAAUUGAAAUGGCAACUGGAGGAGUCACCAAUCAGUCAACUACAGAGGUUAAUGAACAAUCAACUACUCAGGCACCAGAACUGACAACGGUAUUUACAUCAGAAGUAUCUAACAGUUUUACAAAAAUACCAACACCAUUUACGUCAGACUCGGAGGAAACAGAAAUGCCAACUAUUGGAACGACUGAGCCAUCAACUACAGUGUUCAGUGGAACAUCAACAACUCCUGGGAAACUAGAAUUGACAACUGCAUCCACAUCAGAAGUACCUACCCAUGUUACUGAAAUACCAACACAAUUUAUAACUGAUUCAGAAUUUGAAUUGUCAACAACAGGAGCAACACAUCAAUCAACUACAAUAUUUAGAACAAAUUUACCUAGUAUGAAUCCCUCAACAACUUUGCUUACAACUAUAGUACCCGUCGUGUUUACCUGUGAUGAGACAUUUGAUCCUGCACUCCUGAAUGCAUCUUCACCUCAAUAUACAAAUCGAGAACAAAAAGUCAUGCAUGAAUUUGAGCCGAUCUUAACAAACAAAUUUACUGCCUUCCUCUUGCUGAAUGUUCUUCGGUUCCUUCCUGGUUCAGUCGUCACAUUUAUAGAUUUGGAAUUCACAGUGAACAAUUUGCCCACUGAUGAUGAGAUCAGAGCUGUUUUCAUCAAUGCAAACACCUCAUUUAAUAUCACCAGUGUACAAGUCAGGCCAGAUGAAAAUGCUACAACAUCUAAAACAACCACUGGAACAACUGCAACAAGCCAAAAUGAAACUCAAACUACAAGUGAAGCACAGACAACCACGACCACGUCCCAACUUCCGACAGAUACAACCCAGUCAACAUUCUCAACAAGUGCAGAGCCAACAAGUACACCUCAGUCUGUAACUACUUCACAACCAGCACAAACUGAAACUCAAACUACAAGUGAAAUCCAGUCAACAAUGACCACAUCACAACUUCCAACAGAUACAACCCAGUCUACAUUUUCAACAAGUGCCCAGUCUACAAGUACACCCCAGUCUGUAACUACUUUACACUCAGCACAAAAUGAAACCCAAACUACAAGUGAAAUCCAGUCAACAAUGACCACAUCAGAACUUCUAACAGAUACAACCCAGUCUACAUUUUCAACAAGUGCCCAGUCUACAAAUACACCGCAGUCUGUAACUAUUUCACAACCAGCACAAAAUGAAACCCAAACUACAACUGAAGGCCAGACAACAAUGACCACAUCACAACUCCCAACAGAAUCAACCCAGUCUACAUUCUCAACAAGUGCCCAGUUUACAAAUACACCCCAGCCUGUAACUACUUCACAACCAGCACAAACUGAAACCCAAACUACAACUGAAGGCCAGACAACAAUGACCACAUCAGAACUUCCAACAGAUACAACCCAGUCUACAUUCUCAGCAAGUGCCCAGUCUACAAAUACAACCCAGUCUGUAAUUACUUCACAACCAACACAAAAUGAAACUCAAAUUAUAACUGAAGCCCAGUCAACAAUAACCAUAUCGGAACUUCCAACAGAUACAACCCAGUCAACCUUUUUAAUGAGUGUCCAGUCUACAAAUACACCCCAGUCUGUAACUACUUCUCAACCAGCACAGACUGAAACCCAAACUACAAAUACACUCCAGUCUGUGAUUACUUCACAAUCAACACAAAAUGAAACCCAAAUUACAACUGAAGGCCAGACAACAAUGACCACAUCAAAACUUCCAACAGAUACAACCCAGUCUACAUUUUCAACAAGUGCCCAGUCCACAAAUACACCCCAGUCUGUUACUACUUCACCAACCACACAAAUCGAAACCCAAACUACAACUGAAGGCCAGACAACAUUGACCACAUCAGAACUUCCAACAGAUACAACCCAAUCUACAUUUUCAACAAAUGCCCAGGCUGCAAACACGCCCCAGUCUGUAACUACUUCACAACCAGCACAAAAUGAAACCCAAACUACAAGUGAAAUCCAGUCAACCAUGACCACUUCACAACUUCCAACAGACACAACCCAGUCAACCUUCUCAACAAGUGCCCAGUCUGUAACUACUCCACCAACCAUACAAACUGAAACCCAAUCUACAACUGAAGGCCAGACAACAAUGACCACAUCAGAACUUCCAACAGAUCCAACCCAGUCUACAUUUUCAACAAGUGCCCAGUCUACAAAUACACCCCAGUCUGUUACUACUUCACCAACCAUACAAACUGAAACCCAAUCUACAACUGAAGGCCAGACAACAAUGACCACAUCAGAACUUCCAACAGAUCCAACCCAGUCUACAUUCUCAACAAGUACCCAGCCUACAAAUACAUCUCAGUCUGCAACUAUUUCAGAAUCCAUACAAACUGAAACCCAAACUACAACUGAAGGCCUGUCAACUAUGACCACAUCACAACUUCCAACAGACACAACCCAGUCAACCUUCUCAACAAGUGCCCAGCCAACAAAUACACCCCUAUCUGUGACUACUUCACCAACCGUACAAACUGAAACCCUAACUACAACUGAAGCCCAGACAACAAUGACCACAUCACAACUUUCAACAGAAUCAACCCAGUCUACAUUCUCAACAAGUGCCCAGUCAACAAAUACACCCCAGUCUGUAACUACUUUCCAACCCAUGCAAACUGAAACUCAAACUACAACUGAAGCCCAGUCAACAAUGACCACAUCACAACUUCCAACAGACACAACCCAGUCAACCUUCUCAACAAGUGCCCAGUCUGUAACUACUCAACCAACCAUACAAAUUGAAACCCAAACUACAACUGAAGGCCAGACAACAAUGACCACAUCAGAACCUCCAACAGAUACAACCCAAUCUACAUUCUCAACAAGUGCCCAGUCUACAAGUACACCACAGUCUGUAACUACUUCAGAAUCCAUACAAAUUGAAACCCUAACUACAACUGAAGCCCAGUCAACAAUGACCACAUCACAACUUCCAACAGAUACAACCCAGUCUACAUUUUCAACAAGUGCCCAGCCUACAAAUACACCCCAGUCUGUAACUACUACUUCAACCAUACAAAUUGAAACCCAAUCUACAACUGAAGGCCAGACAACAAUGACCACAUCAGAACUUCCAACAGAUACAACCCAAUCUACAUUCUCAACAAGUGCCCAGUCUACAAACACGCCCCAGUCGGUAACUACUCCACAACCAGCACAAACUGAAACUCAAACUACAAGUGAAAUCCAGACAACAAUGACCACAUCAGAACCUCCAACAGAUACAACCCAAUCUACAUUCUCAACAAGUGCCCAGUCUACAAAUACACCCCAGUCUGUAACUACUUCAUCAACCAUACAAAUUGAAACCCAAUCUACAACUGAAGGCCAGACAACAAUGACCACAUCAGAACUUCCAACAGAUACAACCCAAUCUACAUUCUCAACAAGUGCCCAGUCUACAAACACGCCCCAGUCGGUAACUACUCCACAACCAGCACAAACUGAAACUCAAACUACAAGUGAAAUCCAGUCAACAAUGACCACAUCCGAACUUCCAACAGAUACAACCCAGUCUACAUUCUCAACAAGUGCCCAGUCUACAAGUACACCACAAUCUGUAACUACUUCAGAAUCCAUACAAUCUGAAACCCAAACUACAACUGAAGCCCAGUCAACAAUGCCCACAUCACAACUUCCAACAGAUACAACCCAGUCUACAUUCACAACAAGUGCCCAGUCUACAAAUACACCCCAGUCUGCAACUACUUCACUAACCAUACAAACUGAAACCCAAACUACAACUAAGGGCCUGUCAACUACGACCACAUCACAACUUUCAACAGAUACAACCCAGUCUACAUUCUCAGCAAGUGCCCAGUCUGCAACUACUUCACCAACCAUACAAAUUGAAACCCAAACUACAACUGAAGGCCAGACAACAAUGACCACAUCAGAACUUCCAACAGAUACAACCCAAUCUACAUUCUCAACAAGUGCCCAGCCUACAAACAUGCCCCAGUUGGUAGCUACUUCACAACUAGCACAAAAUGAAACCCAAACUACAAGUGAAAUCCAGUCAACAAUGACCACAUCCGAACAUCUAACAGAUACAACCCAGUCUACAUUUUCAACAAGUGCCCAGUCUACAAGUACACCACAGUCUGUAACUACUUCAGAAUUCAUACAAACUGAAACCCAAACUACAACUGAAGCCCAGUCAACAAUGACCACAUCCGAACUUCCAACAGAUGCAACCCAGUCUACAUUUUCAACAAGUGCCCAGUCUACAAGUACACCACAGUCUGUAGCUAUUUCAGAAUCCAUACAAACUGAAACCCAAACUACAACUGAAGCCCAGUCAACAAUGACCACAUCACAACUUUCAACAGAUACAACCCAGUCAACAUUCACAACAAGUGCUCAGUCUACAAAUACACCCCAGUCUGCAACUACUUCACCAACCAUACAAACUGAAACCCAAACUACAACUGAAGCCCAGUCAACAAUGACCACAUCACAACUUUCAACAGAUACAACCCAGUCAACAUUCACAACAAGUGCUCAGUCUACAAAUACACCCCAGUCUGCAACUACUUCACCAACCAUACAAACUGAAACCCAAACUACAACUGAAGGCCUGUCAACUAUGACCGCAUCACAACUUUCAACAGAUACAACCCAGUCUACAUUCUCAGCAAGUGCACAGUCUGCAACUACUUCACCAACCAUACAAACUGAAACCCAAACUACAACUGAAGGCCUGUCAACUAUGACCACAUCACAACUUUCAACAGAUACAACCCAGUCUACAUUCUCAGCAAGUGCCCAGUCUGCAACUACUCCACCAACCAUACAAACUGAAACCCAAACUACACCUGAAGCCCAGUCAACAAUGACCACAUCACAAGUUCCAACAGAUACAACCCAGUCUACAUUCUCAGCAAGUGCCCAGUCUGUAGCUACUCCACCAACCAUACAAACUGAAACCCAAUCUACAACUGAAGGCCAGACAACAAUGACCACAUCAGAACUCUCAACAGAUACAACCCAGUCUACAUUUUCAAUAAGUGCCCAGCCUACAAACACGCCCCAGUCUGUAACUACUUCACAACCAGCACAAAAUGAAACCCAAACUACAAGUGAAAUCCAGUCAACAACGACCACAUCCGAACUUCUAACAGAUACAACCCAGUCUACAUUCUCAACAAGUGCCCAGUCUACAAGUACACCACAAUCUGUAACUACUUCAGAAUCCAUACAAUCUGAAACCCAAACUACAACUGAAGCCCAGUCAACAAUGACCACAUCACAACUUCCAACAGAUACAACCCAGUCUACAUUCUCAACAAGUGCCCAGUCUACAAGUACACCACAGUCUGUAACUACUUCAGAAUCCAUACAAACUGAAACCCAAACUACAACUGAAGCCCAGUCAACAAUGACCACAUCCCAACUUCCAACAGACACAACCCAGUCAACCUUCUCAACAAGUGCCCAGUCUGUAACUACUCCACCAACCAUACAAACUGAAACCCAAUCUAUAACUAAAGGCCAGACAACAAUGACCACAUCAGAACCUCCUACAGACACAACCCAGUCUACAUUUUCAACAAGUGCCCAGCCUACAAAUACACCCCAGUCUGUAACUACUUCACCAACCAUACAAAUGGAAACCCAAACUACAACUGAAGGCCAGACAACAAUGACCACAUCAGAACUUCCAACAGAAUCAACCCAAUCCACAUUCUCAACAAGUGCCCAGUCUACAAGUACACCACAGUCUGUAACUACUUCAGAAUCCAUACAAACUGAAACCCUAACUACAACUGAAGCCCAGUCAACAAUGACCACAUCACAACUUCCAACAGAUACAACCCAGUCUACAUUUUCAACAAGUGCCCAGUCUACAAAUACACCCCAGUCUGUAACUACUUCAUCAACCAUACAAAUUGAAACCCAAACUACAACUGAAGGCCAGACAACAAUGACCACAUCAGAACUUCCAACAGAUACAACCCAGUCUACAUUCUCAACAAGUGCCCAGUCUACAAACACGCCCCAGUCGGUAACUACUCCACAACCAGCACAAAAUGAAACCCAAACUACAAGUGAAAUCCAGUCAACAAUGACCACAUCUGAACUUCCUACAGAUACAACCCAGUCUACAUUCUCAACAAGUGCCCAGUCUACAAGUACACCACAGUCUGUAACUACAUCAGAAUCCAUACAAUCUGAAACCCAAACUACAACUGAAGCCCAGUCAACAAUGACCACAUCACAACUUCCAACAGAUACAACCCAGUCUACAUUCUCAACAAGUGCCCAGUCUACAAGUACACCACAGUCUGUAACUACUUCAGAAUCCAUACAAACUGAAACCCAAACUACAACUGAAGCCCAGUCAACAAUGACCACAUCACAACUCCCAACAAAUACAACCCAGUCAACAUUCUCAACAAGUGCCCAGUCUACAAAUACACCUCUGUCUGCAACUACUUCACCAACCAUACAAACUGAAACCCAAACUACAACUGAAGGCCUGUCAACAAUGACCACAUCACAACUUCCAACAAACACAACUCAGUCAUUCUUCUCAACAAGUGCCCAGUCUGUAACUACUCCACCAACCAUACAAACUGAAACCAAAACUACAACUGAAGCGCAGUCAACAAUGACCACAUCACAACUUCCAACAGAUACAACCCAGUCUACAUUCUCAACAAGUGCCCAGUCUACAAGUACACCCCAGUCUGUAACUACUUCACAACCCAUACAAACUGAAACCCGAACUACAACUGAAGCCCAAUCAACAAUGACCACAUCACAACUUCUAACAGAUACAACCCAGUCUACAUUCACAACAAGUGUCCAGCCUACAAAUACACCCCAGUCUGUAACUACUUCACCACCCAUACAAACUGAGACCCAAACUACAGCUAAAGCCCAGUCAACAAUUACCACAUCACAACUUCCAACAGAUACAACCCAGUCUACAUUCUCAACAAGUGUCCAGCCUACAAAUACACCCCAGUCUGUUACUACUUCACCACCCAUACAAACUGAAACCCAAACUACAGCUAAAGCCCAGUCAACAAUUACCACAUCAGAACUUCCAACGGAUACAACCCAGUCAACAUUCUCAACAAGUGUCCAGUCUACAAAUACACCCCAGCUUGCAACAACUUCACAAUCCAUACAAACUGAAACCCAAACUACAACUGAAGCCCAGUCAACAAUGGCUACAUUACAACUUCCAACAGAUACAACACAGUCUAUAACAACUGACCAGGGUUCUACUAUCAGUACAACUACUGCUUCACAUGAAAGCUCUCUUUUUUCACUACAGUCUACAACAGAGCCACUAACAACUGUAAUGGAACUCACUACAAGUGCAGCAAGUCCUACUACACUGCUUACAACUUCAGUACCUGUCAUGUUUAUCUGUGAUGAAAUAUUUGAUCCUGAACUGCUGAAUUCAUUUUCAACUCAGUACAAAAAUCGAGAACAAAAAGUAAAAAAUGAAUUCGAACCAGCCUUAAGACAAGAUUUCAUCUCUUUCCUUGGACUGAAAGUUCGUAGGUUCCGUCCUGGCUCAAUCGUCACAUAUAUGGAUUUGGAAUUCACAGUGGACAAUCUGCCCACUGAUGUGCAGAUCAGCAUUGCUAUCUUCAAUGCAAGCACAACAUUUAAUAUCACAAACGUAACUGUCAGACCUGAUGAAAAUGCUACAACCACUGCAUCCACUACAACAAGCCAGCAAACAGUUACAGAAAACUCCCAGGUUACAAACAGCCCUCAGGCUACAACCCUCUCAACAACUCUAUUGCAACCUGUUACAGCAGCAAACCUGACCUCUUCACAACAAACUCUAAUCCAAACUACAACUGAUGCACAGUCAACAACAACUACAACAGCUACAACUAAGUCUACGUUCUCAACAAUUUCACUAAUGACACCAACUCUAGCUACAGCUAUAUCUACAACUGCGACAAUCCCAACCACAACAACAUUGCCAUCUGCAUCAACUACUAUCCAGCCAACAUCAAACACUGCAACAGUAGUUACCACCCAACAGACAACGUCAACCACUUUACAACCACAGUCGACAAUAACAAUCCAGUGGACGACAACAUCCCAACCUAUCAGUACAGUUCAAGCUACAACGGUAUUUUCCAGUAUAUCGACAACUCCAAGCCUUCCUGCAACUACUACAAUUCAAACCACCCCUUUACUUAAACCAACACCACCCCUAGAACCUUCAGUCACAAACAGUCAAACAACCACCACAACCAAACCAGCAAUAGUCACAACUACAACACCACCACCAACCACCACAACAACUACAACAACAACAACAACCAAAACAACACCAACCACAACACCACCGACAACCACCGCAACAACAAAAGCAACAUCUGUGGUUUCAACUACAACAGCAUUACCAACACGUCCUCCACCAAUUGUAGCCAUAGAGAUGGUCAUUUUAAUAGUAUUCACUUCAGAUCUGGAAGACGCAACAUCUCUAGCAUUUAAGAACUUGGCAAAAGAAGUUGAGCAAGAGUGUGACAAAGUAUAUAAAAUGAAGUAUGGAGCUCUUUUCCUGAGGGUUAUCGUGCUUGCAUUCAGAGCUGUGAGCAAAAUGAGGGCAAUAGAACAAAAUGUACAGGUUGACCUUGAAAUAGUGUUCAACCAAAACUCCACUGAACCCAUUCCUGACAACAACGACAUUGUGCAGGCUCUAAAAGAUGCAGCUUUAAAUCCAGCCUCGGGCUUCAACCUCAGUGUGGAUGUCAACACUAUUAUGGUUAUCAAAUCACUGCAGAUCAUUCCAGUGAUAAUCCUGACCAAUGGAACCUUAACGGCUGCUCUUUUAAAUAAAUCUACCACCGAAUUCCAGAACAGGGCAAUGAUGAUAAAAACAGGGCUUGAGCCCUUUUUCUUCUAUGACUACCCAGUAUCAUUCAGCACCAUAUCUUUAACAAACUUCAGUGAUGCCGGUGUGAAAUCAAAGAUUGUGCCGUCAAUCCGGAACAGCAUGGAUUUAGCAUUCGCAGCCGGCACAGCUCUGCCCAGUGACACCCAGAUAGUGAACACUAUAGUCCGAGCAGCCAGGAACAACACGUUACCCUUCGAGAUCUACACUUACUCAAUAAUAGUAAAUAAUACAGCGUAUUCAUCAGGAGAAGUCAGCAGUAAGAUCAGUGUGCUGACUGCUUUACUCCUGACGGCUGCGUCUCUUCUGCUUCCCCGGUUUAUUUGAUCAUAACCACUGCACGUAUGAUCAAUAUGAACGAUUGAGACACAAAUGAAUGUAUUUUCCACACCUACUCAAGAGAAGGACUCUCAACAAAAACAAACUAGAUCUUGAAGCUACGGUGCAGCGCAUCCACUUUCAGCUCAAGUUCUGGAUAAACCCUGACAUUCAAACACUUUCUCUAAUUUAUUAAACGGCACUAUAGUGUCUUUGGGUUUUGUUUCCGAUCCUUGUAAAGGGCAUUUUCUUCUAUUUUCAUCAAUGUAUUGUUUGUUCAUAUGCACUUUCCUUGGAUGUGGUUUAAAAAAAGAGAGAGAUUUUAACUUAAAUUCAGUAAAACCUCAUGCUCUACCAAUGUAUUUAAGUAUUGAAAUGUAAUAUAAAAACAUUUAUAAAUAUGUAAAUGCAAUGUAUAAAUUACAAAAAUAUAUACAUAUAUAUAUAUAUACAUAUAGUUGCACAGUGUGGUAA
Molecule: messenger RNA, 15814 nt
Organism: Danio aesculapii
Lineage: Eukaryota; Metazoa; Chordata; Actinopteri; Cypriniformes; Danionidae
Product: mucin-17
Exons: 15
Coding region: 26-15349 (5107 amino acids)
Source: RefSeq, a predicted model, not a curated record